UAUCCUCAAAUAAACCCGCCAUACACACACACACCAACCCACCAACCCACCACCCCACAAGCAAAACACAAAACAAACCGAAAAACCAAAAAGAAGCAAGAAGCAACAAUGCCAUCAACAAUCCCCGCCAACCACCGCCCCUCCCUCUACCUCGACCAAAACGGCAACAUCAUCGAGAAGCAGAAGAUCCACCGCCGCCGCAUGAGCCCCUCCGCCGACAUCUACGACGUCCGCGAUACCUACGACGACAAGCACCCUUUGCGUGUCGUGCGGCGGAAGGAGGAGUGGGGGGAUCAUCCGGACCGUGCUGCUUCGAGUUCGAGUUCGAGUUCGACGUCGAGUUCGGGUUCGACUAGGUUGUUGGGUUGGGGCUUGGAGGAGACGGGCGAGGAGAAGACGACCGAGGGUGAACAGGAAAAUAAAGAAGAGGAUGAGGAUGAGGAUGGCGGUAUCAAGGCCAGCGUAAGGCGCUUCUGGGACUGGUACCAGGACUGGUGUUCGAGCCCGUGGUAUUGGGUGUUUAUCUUGGUGUCGUUGUUCGUGAUCACUGCUGCGAUUAAGAAUCAAAAUCGUGGAGGUAUAAGGAUCAUUGGGAACUUUGAGCCGAGGGUGGGGCGUGGUUGGUAUGAUGAGGUUGAGGAGAUGCGCAGGCGGCGAGAGGAGGAGGAUAGGUUGUGGUGGGAGGAGGAGGAGGAGGAGUUGCGUAGGUGGGAGCAGAGGGAGAUGUCGUGGAGGGACAUUCAGGCGGCGAAUGAAGAGUGGGCGAUUAUGCUCUUGGCUGAGCUCCUCGGGAAGGUUGAGGUUGAGGUUGAGACGGGCGAGGUUAAGGCGGGUGAGGUCGAAGUGACUGAGCUCGAGGAAGUUGAAGUUGAGGGGGUUGAGUUGAAACAUUGA
Aaosphaeria arxii CBS 175.79 is the source of this 894-nucleotide messenger RNA. RefSeq lists its product as uncharacterized. Lineage: Eukaryota; Fungi; Ascomycota; Dothideomycetes; Pleosporales. The transcript has a single exon. The annotation marks the transcript as partial. The record is from RefSeq and is a predicted model, not a curated record.